Messenger RNA from Lolium rigidum, 559 nucleotides. RefSeq names its product deoxyuridine 5'-triphosphate nucleotidohydrolase. The coding region runs from base 31 to 522 and encodes 163 amino acids. The record is from RefSeq and is a predicted model, not a curated record. Lineage: Eukaryota; Viridiplantae; Streptophyta; Magnoliopsida; Poales; Poaceae. The transcript has 3 exons. Gene Ontology annotation, biological process: dUMP biosynthetic process; dUTP catabolic process. Gene Ontology annotation, molecular function: magnesium ion binding; dUTP diphosphatase activity.
CUCCCGCCAAGAACCUUCCCGUCCGUCGCCAUGGCCGCUACCAACGGCGCCGCCGCCGACUCCGUGCAGGAGCCUCCCCACAAGAUCACCAAGGUCGCGCCUCUGCUCAAGGUCAAGAAGCUCUCCGAGAACGCCAUCCUGCCCCGUCGCGGCUCCGCCCUCGCCGCCGGCUACGACCUCUCCAGCGCUGUGGAGGUGACCGUGCCGGCCAGGGGCAAGGCGCUGGUGGCCACAGACCUCAGCAUCGCCAUCCCGGAAGGAACCUACGCGCGCGUCGCGCCGAGGUCCGGUCUGGCGCUGAAGCACUCCAUCGACGUGGGCGCCGGGGUGAUCGACGCGGACUACCGCGGCCCGGUGGGCGUCGUGCUCUUCAACCACUCGGAGGUGGACUUCGCCGUCAAGCCUGGGGACCGCAUCGCGCAGCUGAUCAUCGAGGUCAUCGCCACUCCGGAGGUCGCGGAGGUGGAGGACCUCGACGCCACCGUCCGGGGAGAGGGAGGGUUCGGCUCCACCGGCGUCUGAGCUCUGGAUCUUGAUAAAUAACUCUAGCUAUCUCGUC